CCAAGGACCAGGAACCGGCUCAGUCCUUCAUGAAGAGUAUCUUCAGCCCCAUCUUCAUGCUGAGCCUCAUCACCAUGUGUGUGACGCAGCUUCGCCUCAUCUUCUACAUGGGAGCCAUGAACACCAUCUUGGAGUCUCUGACAGAGGGAGACCUCAGCACCGUGGAGAAGAUGCAAGUGGUGAGCGUCUACACGUCGAUCUUUGGCGUCCUGCAGCUCCUCUGUCUCAUCACUUCUCCUGUGAUCGGGUACGUGAUGGACUGGAAGCUCAAAGACUGCGAAGAAGACAAAGAUAAAGUCACCCCGAGGUGAGGA
Messenger RNA from Notothenia coriiceps (black rockcod), 314 nucleotides. RefSeq names its product large neutral amino acids transporter small subunit 4-like. Gene Ontology annotation, biological process: neutral amino acid transport. Bases 30 to 311 code for a protein of 93 amino acids. Lineage: Eukaryota; Metazoa; Chordata; Actinopteri; Perciformes; Nototheniidae. The record is from RefSeq and is a predicted model, not a curated record. The transcript has 4 exons. Gene Ontology annotation, molecular function: neutral L-amino acid transmembrane transporter activity; L-amino acid transmembrane transporter activity.